This is a messenger RNA of Nelumbo nucifera (sacred lotus), 566 nucleotides long. Its product is annotated as cytochrome C oxidase assembly factor. NCBI's taxonomy places the organism in Eukaryota, Viridiplantae, Streptophyta, Magnoliopsida, Proteales, Nelumbonaceae. The record is from RefSeq and is a predicted model, not a curated record. Gene Ontology annotation, cellular component: mitochondrion. Gene Ontology annotation, biological process: mitochondrial respiratory chain complex IV assembly.
UUUUUCCUUGCAGGUUGCAGCCCAAUAGCCCAUAUAAUGCUGUCAUCGGCAGAAGCCCCUGCAAAAUCAUUGUUUGUUCGUUUUGCUGGAAGUUCUGGUUCUGGACUGGAGAAGAGGAAGCAUGUCUAAGUCUUGCAAGGGCCUGGCGAUGGAACUGGUAAAAUGUCUGAGCGAAACCGAUUGUGUUAAGGUUGAGAAGAGAUCAUAUAGAGAAUGUGCUGGAGAGAAGGCUCCAUCCAUUUCAAGUGAAUGUGUGGGUCUAAGGGAGACAUAUUUCAAUUGCAAGAGAGGCCAGGUUGACAUGAGAGCUCGGAUUCGCGGGAACAAGGGCUACUAGUUGAUAUGAGUUUGCCAAAUAUGCCUUGACCUUGUAUAGUUCACUUGUGAUGUACCACAGGAGUGAGAAAUUCUAAACUCUUGCUUGUAUUACUGAAACCAUAUACAACCAAUUUCAUUUUAUUCUUGCUCGCACUAGAUGCCUACUUGAAAUUGAUGUUUCACUGGUAAAUAAUCAAGGGAAGCUAUUUCUUCCCGACUGUUGUGAAGAAUGUUACAUUUUUUGUCAA